Rubroshorea leprosula is the source of this 245-nucleotide messenger RNA. NCBI's taxonomy places the organism in Eukaryota, Viridiplantae, Streptophyta, Magnoliopsida, Malvales, Dipterocarpaceae. The record is from the annotation of a GenBank genome assembly.
CAACCUCUUGUAGUGCAGGCCCUGUGGCUGAAGACAUGUUUCAUUGGCAAGCAACAAUUAUGGGUCCUCCAGAGAGUCCUUACGCGGGUGGAGUGUUUCUAGUCACAAUUCAUUUUCCUCCAGACUAUCCUUUUAAACCGCCUAAGGUACUUCAUUCUUUGACGUGACUGUUUAGUGAUGUAUUUUAAUGGAAUUCUUAUUCUUUCCUGCCUCUGCUGUAGGAUGAAUGAAAUAUGUGAAUUUUG